Messenger RNA from Pollicipes pollicipes, 1248 nucleotides. Its product is annotated as putative G-protein coupled receptor 152. The record is from RefSeq and is a predicted model, not a curated record. Bases 117 to 767 code for a protein of 216 amino acids. NCBI's taxonomy places the organism in Eukaryota, Metazoa, Arthropoda, Thecostraca, Pollicipedomorpha, Pollicipedidae. The transcript has 2 exons.
CGGCAGCCCGAGGAACCAGGCUGGUCCGCUGCCGGGUCACGGGCUUGUAAUGGCGGCGGAGACCGGGCCCUCGUCUGUCGCUAGACGCUUAGUGGAGACUGAGCCGACAGAGGAAGAUGAGGCCCUGGAUGAUGCUGAGCCGUCAGAUGAAGUGGAACACUCAGACAAAGGUGGCCCUUCAGACGGAGGUGGCCCUCCAGACGGAGCGGGACCCUCAGACGGAGCGGGACCCUCAGACGGAGCUGGACCCUCAGACGGAGCUGGGCCCUCAGACGGAGCUGGACCCUCAGACGGAGCUGGACCCUCAGGCGGAGCUGGGCCUUCAGACGGAGCUGGAUCCUCAGAUGGACCGGGGCCCUCAGACGGACCUGUACGCUCAGGUGGAGCUGAAUCCCCAGAUGGACCUGGGCCCUCAGACGGUCCUGUACGCUCAGAUGGAGCUUGGCCCUCAGACGGACCUGUACGCUCAGCUGGAACUGGGCCCUCAGACGGACCUGUAUGCUCAGAUGGAGCUGGAUCCUCAGACGGAACUGAACGAUCAAAUGGUGAGCGAUCGUGUGAAGCAAGAUAUUCAGCCGGGCCUGGAUCGUCAGAAGGAACUGGACCCUCAGAUGCAACUGUGCCACCAGAAGUCCUGCCCUCAGACGGAGCUGAACCAUCAGGCGAAGAAGGGGCCUCGGGCGGAGCCGGAGAUGCGCCCAGAAAUGCUCCAUCUGAUACAGCUGAACGCUCGGUCGCGUGUGGACCGUCAGGUGGAGCGAGAUUAAACGACCCGGAUUUUCCGAUGUCGCUUGAAGGCCCCUCCUUUCGAGAAAAGCUGACGAAUGCGGAGGUAGCUGUGACGUCACACGUGGCUGGGGAGGCGGCAGCCGAGUGUAACGAUCUGGACGGUGAGAACGCAGAGAUCGGACGAGCUUUUAUGUCUGUUGUUCUGCUUCGUUUCUGUUUGGAGUAUUUGCUUCGCCUCCAUCCGGAUCCCUCACACGUCCCCCAACCCACCAGCGAAGCACUGCCGGACGCGUCAAGUGGCGUCAGCCAGGCGCUUCCAGGACGGCUAGGUUGUUCGUCCAAGCCGAGUCACGCUGCAGGCACGGCGGAAGCCGGUCAUGGGACAGGAGCGUCGGAGCGAGACGAGAGCGUGAGGCCGAUUGAGUCGGGCUAUCAGACGAGGCCAUCCGACUCGGGAGGUCAGGGCAAAUCGUCUGGCCCGGGAGACCAAACGAGACCGAAUGAUGAGUCCGGGUACCA